GCGCCUGCGCGCCCGCAUCAUCACCACACGUGACGUCAGAGAGCAGCAUGGCGGCCAAGGUGCAGUCAACCAAAAGGGCCGACCCCAAUGAGCUGAAGGUCAUCUUUCAAAAGUAUGCCAGUGUACAGGAGAAGGAUGGAGAGCGGUACAUGACACCCACUGAUUUUGUGCAGCGCUAUUUGGGUCUCCACACCCAGCUUCACUACAACCCUAAAACCGUUCAGCUGCUCGCCGGAGUCGCGGACACCACCAAAGAUGGGCUAAUCUCGUUCCAAGAGUUUCUGGCUUUUGAAUCAGUGCUUUGUAUGCCAGAUGCCCUCUUCAUUGUGGCUUUCCAGCUGUUUGACAAGACUGGCACAGGAGACGUGUCCUUUGAGAAUGUGCGUGACAUCUUCAGUCAGACAACCGUGCACCAUCACAUCCCCUUCAACUGGGAAUGCGAGUUCAUCCGUUUGCAUUUUGGAAAUGACAAAAAAAAACGCUUCAGCUACCUGGAGUUCACCCAGUUCCUACAGGAGUUGCAGCUGGAACAUGCCCGGCAGGCCUUCGCACAGAAAGACAAGGUCAAGAGCGGCGUCAUUUCAUCCCUGGACUUCAGUGAUAUCAUGUCCACCAUCAGACACCACAUGCUCACACCCUUCGUGGAGGAAAACCUUGUCUCUGCGGCAGGGGGCGGCACCUCUCACAUGGUAAGCUUCUCCUUCUUCAACGCCUUUAACUCUCUCCUAAACAACAUGGAACUGAUCCGGAAAAUCUAUAGCACUCUCGCUGGGACUCGGAAGGAUAUGCUGGUUACUAAAGAGGAAUUUGUUAACGCUGCUAAUAAGUUUGGUCAGAUCAAUCCAAUGGAAAUCGACAUCCUCUUCCAACUGUCAGCACUGCACUCCCAAACUGGACGGUUAAACCUGGCUGAUAUUGAGAGGAUAGCACCACUGGAGGAAGGCUCUCUACCAUAUAACCUAGCUGAACUGCAGAGACAGCAUUCCCCUGGGGACGGAUCUCGGCCCGUGUGGCUACAGGCAGCGGAGUCAGCAUACAGGUUUUCCCUGGGCGCUAUCGCCGGAGCUACGGGUGCCACAGCUGUAUACCCCAUAGACCUGGUCAAAACCCGUAUGCAGAACCAGCGCUCCACCGGCUCCUUCGUGGGAGAGCUGAUGUACAAGAACAGCUUUGACUGCGCAAAGAAGGUCCUGCGCUACGAGGGGUUCUUCGGCUUUUACAGAGGACUCUUACCUCAGCUUAUCGGAGUGGCUCCGGAGAAAGCCAUCAAGCUCACCGUCAAUGACUUUAUGAGAGACAAGUUCACCACGAAAGAUAACACGAUACCAUUUGCUGCCGAGAUUCUCGCCGGUGGAUGUGCCGGUGGCUCGCAGGUCAUUUUCACCAACCCUCUGGAAAUCGUUAAGAUUCGUCUUCAGGUUGCUGGUGAGAUCACCACCGGGCCAAGAGUGAGCGCGCUCAAUGUGGUCCGAGAACUUGGCUUCUUUGGCCUCUACAAGGGUGCCAAGGCUUGUUUCCUGCGUGAUAUUCCUUUCUCUGCCAUCUAUUUCCCCGUGUAUGCUCAUACAAAAUCAUGGAUGACUGAUGAAGAUGGACGUCUGGGACCUUUGCAGCUCUUGACUGCUGGAGCCAUUGCAGGUAUCCCAGCCGCUUCACUCGUCACACCUGCUGAUGUCAUCAAAACACGACUGCAGGUGGCUGCCCGUGCUGGUCAGACAACUUAUUCUGGAGUGAUUGACUGCUUUAGAAAGAUCUUAAAGGAGGAAGGCUUCCGGGCAUUGUGGAAAGGAGCUGGAGCUCGUGUGUUCAGGUCUUCUCCUCAGUUUGGUGUGACCCUGGUGACCUAUGAGCUCCUACAGCGAUGGUUCUACGUCGACUUUGGAGGACAUCGGCCAACUGGCUCUGUACCAACCCCGAAAUCACGGAUCUCUGAGCUUCCUCCUAUGAGUCCUGAGCACAUUGGUGGAUAUCGUCUGGCAGCUGCUACUUUCGCUGGGGUGGAGAACAAGUUCGGACUGCACCUGCCCAAGUUCAAAUCCUCUGGGGUCGUGACCAUUCAUGCCCAAUCGCCCAACGAUCAAGCAGCGUCGUCCUAAAAACAUGUCCCGCCCAAUCCUGGCCUCGUCCUCCAAUGGCUGCAUGCCUCCCUCCCAGUCUUGCCGACAUCCUUUUCAGUCUUUUUUUUUAUUUAAUUAGUUUCUUUCAGAUUUAAGGUGGGGGAUGUGGAAGUUUAAGUUUGUUGGUUUUAUCGUCAUCAGUGCCUCUUAUUUAAUGAAGUCCACUGGUUCAAGGUCAUAUUGUGUUCGCAAAAGCACAGGGUAGCCAUUAACUUUGCCACACGGAUCAAGACCUAAAGCAACAGAUACAGAGAAAUAUCUAACAAGGGCUCCAGAUAUCUCUUUCAGCUACUUGCUGAUACUGAACCUGCGACUGUGUGGUUGUGACGAAAGAAACGCCUUCCCGAGAGGAAACCGGAACACACAUUCAUGCUUUUAAGUUCCCCAUCCCUAAAACACUCACACUGGGUUUUAUUUGAAUUAUAGCUGAUAUUGAUGUGACUGAAGCAUGUAGCUGUAGCGCUCUUCGUUUGCUUCUUUGGCUUUGCGUAGCUUGCACAUGUACUGUAUAUACGUGUACAUCUCAUGCACAGAGAUAUGGAGGAGAGACACAUUUCUCUGCAUCACUCCGAUGUACAAAGGUUUCGGAACUUGAUCUGUCGAUCAAAGAAAUCAUCGUUUGAUUUGAAAUGUAGAAAAUAUUUAAAUCCAUUUCAUUCUUGUAUUUUAUGGAAAUAAAUCAACGCAGUUCAAUUUUA
Molecule: messenger RNA, 2815 nt
Organism: Triplophysa dalaica
Lineage: Eukaryota; Metazoa; Chordata; Actinopteri; Cypriniformes; Nemacheilidae
Gene: slc25a12
Product: solute carrier family 25 member 12
Exons: 18
Coding region: 48-2096 (682 amino acids)
Biological process (GO): malate-aspartate shuttle; L-glutamate transmembrane transport; aspartate transmembrane transport
Molecular function (GO): L-glutamate transmembrane transporter activity; calcium ion binding; L-aspartate transmembrane transporter activity
Source: RefSeq, a predicted model, not a curated record